Messenger RNA from Alternaria alternata, 1059 nucleotides. RefSeq lists its product as hypothetical. NCBI's taxonomy places the organism in Eukaryota, Fungi, Ascomycota, Dothideomycetes, Pleosporales, Pleosporaceae. The coding region runs from base 1 to 1059 and encodes 352 amino acids. The transcript is spliced from 4 exons. The record is from RefSeq and is a predicted model, not a curated record.
AUGUUCAGCUACAGCUGUUCCCGAUCGGCGACGCGUGUGACAUCAGAUCCCGACAAGAAGGCGCAUCCACAUGUGCACAAGUCCUCUCGACACCACCACGACCGUCAUCAUGGCCAUCACCGACACAGCUCCAGCAGACGCCAUGCUGCAAAGGAAGCCAUGCAGUCGGCCAUUCAGAUACAACCGCCUACCAGCUUUGGAGACUUGCUCAGGCAGGCGCGAGGGAGCAGAGACACCAGCCCUAGCCACAGUCGCAGAGAGAGCGUUGCGCCAGGACAGGCCGAUGGCAGCGUCAACGGAAAGGAGGAAAGCACCCCAGGCAUCACCAUUCCGCCGCGGAGGCCACUCCGGCAGGCGGAUGUGGAGCUAGAGGCAAAGAGGGUCGAGGCUAGAGAACGAGACCUCCGUGCUGUCCUCCAGUCCCUCUCCGACCAGUCCCUCAAGACGUCGCGCCGUCUAGACGAUACAUACUACUCCAUCCUCGAGAAGGUUUCCGUACUGCGCCAGACCAUUGGAACGCUGCAAGAGCUAUCGGGCUUGACCAAAGAGCUCCAUGACAACUUCGAGUCGGACACCACAGAGCUGGUAGAGGAUGUGACUGGUCAGGUAGAAGCCUUCGACGGCUUCAAGGCACAGCAAGAGCAGGUCAGCGGCUUGGAAGAGCGCAUCAGAGCGGGCAAAGAGAAAGCAGAUGCUUUGACAGCGAGACUUGAACGAGCGAAAGAGCGUGUCGACGCGAGGGCCAAGUCAGAAGCGCAGUGGCAGGCCAAGAAUACCCAUCGCGUGCGCAUCUUCUGGGCCAUAGUCGCCUUUGUAGUCACGCUUAUACUAGCUCUCGUUCUCUUCCGCCCGGCUCAACCGACCCAUCAUGUACCUGAACCGCAGAGCACUCUCGACCCCGCGACCAGAGAAGCCAUUUUGAACGCAGAUAUCCCAAACAUAGCAAAAGAGGCAAUCAUAGGGCCGUUAACCAGCACCCCCAAUCACGUCGUCGAGACCAUUGAUCCGCACCUUGUACUCGAGGACGAUGAGCGAUUGCGCGGAUUCGACGAGCUGUAA